Anopheles arabiensis is the source of this 4659-nucleotide messenger RNA. RefSeq lists its product as uncharacterized. The coding region runs from base 953 to 4255 and encodes 1100 amino acids. NCBI's taxonomy places the organism in Eukaryota, Metazoa, Arthropoda, Insecta, Diptera, Culicidae. The transcript has 11 exons. Gene Ontology annotation, molecular function: protein binding. The record is from RefSeq and is a predicted model, not a curated record.
GUGAGAACAAAACUUCCCAUUCUGCUGCUGGUGCUGGUGCUGGUGCUGCUCCCAUCAAAGCAACCAUUUGGGGCUGAGUUUUGGUUUCGGGAGUGUCUUUUUCUGCUGCGAACGCGAAACGCGUAGGGGCGCUCGAAGAAAGUCGGCAUCGAACUCAGGUCCGCUCCGAAGCAAAGUAACUAGCAAAAUAGAAGAAAAAAGAAUAAAAAACGGAAUCCUUUCACUCCUGACCUCUCGCUCUCGCCGUGGAAUGGUGAGUGUCCGUGUGUCCUUCGCUCAACAAUACGACCAGCUUCGUCUGCCGGCCACCGUGAUGUUGUGAAGUUUGCGAAACCCAAGUGCGCGCGCCACGACAGGGUCAAGAAGGAAAAGCCCUGCAAAGUUACCGUAGCCUACCUCUGAUGGUGGCAAGAAAAUUGAUCACAGCAACUCGUUCGUUUUGCGUUUGUGCCUGUGUACACACACCGAAAAAAAAGUGAUACAAAAUUUGAUCGAUUGAAGCAAGUGAAGCGCAAGCAAUAACAAGUGCAAGUGUGUUUGUGUUUGGGUGUAAGUGUGCGCCCAUGUGUAACAAAUGAUAACGCAAAGUGUUGCCACAAUUUAACGACAACGACACGUGGAAGCGCUGCUGCCUUCAUUUGCACACCCUUCUUUGUUUCUGUUUUUGCGCGCGAAUCAUCAUAUCGGAAAUUUUGAAUAUUUAAUUUUCAUCAACGAAAAAAGAACCAAAAAAAUUGCAAAAACGAAGGCAAAUCUUCAAGAAAGGAAUUCAGGAAGCACAACAACGCCCAAGAAGCUCAUCAACACAUCAUCCGUCACCGGGAUAUCUUUACGUAUAUAUAUUUUUUAUUUCGACCCGAUUUUUACGAUUUUUAUCAUUCCCCGACCCUUUGCUUGCUGCUGCCCCCCACCGGUCAGCAAUAACGGUCCCUCGCAGUGAUCAGUUCAGGUCAUGGUUUUUAUAAAUAACAGAGAUGAGUAUUUACCAUUCCUGAAAGCGCCAGGAGUAAGAAUGCAAACUCCUUUGGUUAACAACGUGACGACGACCACUACGACACUAAACCGAGACGUUGCAGCGCAGGUGCAACAGCAGCAACAGCAGCAACAACAGCAGCUUGGCAACAUUAACAACAACAACGCGACCACCAACAAUAACAUCAACGCGAAUACACUCAUCAACAACAACAACAGCAUCACGUGCGGCACGUUGAAUGUGAGCAACAACAUAAACAACAACAACAGCCUCAACAACAAUGGCCAGCCGCAGGUUGCCCGGGCCCUGCUCAUCUGCCGACCGAAUUCUCAUCCGUUUAAUAAUCGAACACUUUACCUUGAGCCCGGCGCCCAAGCUAAGGUAGGACGGUCGGUGGCGAGAAUACGCGUCUCGGAAAACAAUGCAAUCUUCGACUGCAAGGUGCUGUCGCGCAACCAUGCCGUGCUGUGGUACAAAGAUGGUCGUUUCUUCAUCAAGGAUACGGGCAGCAGCAAUGGCACGUUCAUCAACAACAUUCGCCUCAGCCAGACGUGCACCGAGUCGGAGCCGCACGAGAUCAGCUCGGGCGACAUCGUGCAGUUCGGCGUGGACGUUAUGGAGAAUACGCGGCGCGAAACGCACGGCUGCAUUACGGCCACGCUCAAGCUCUUCCUGCCGGACGGCCGGGAAACGAAGGCCAGCCAGAAGGUGGGCAUCGGGGGUCAGAGCGCCAUCAUACCGCCGGUCGAUCUGUACCGAUUGAAUCAGUACAUCCAGGAGGCGAAUCAGCGCGAACAGAUACUCGAGACGAAGCUGAUCAGCCUGCAGAAGAUGGUUGAGUCGACCAAGCAAAAUUCCUUCCUGGGCUGGCAGGCAAUGAUCGACGAGGAUCGGCUGCUGAGUCGGAUCGAUAUGCUGGAGAAGAAGCUACAGUACUGCCAGAAGAACAUCACCGAGGACAAGCUGCGGGAGGAGCUGCUGAAGCUGGUGGACGAGAAGGAGGAGUACCAGAACGCGGCCAAGGAGGCUAUGUACAAACUGCACCAGGAGCGGCACGAAGCGGUGCACAAGCAGAUCUCGCUGGAGAAAGCACUCUGCACCAGCGAGGAUGAGUGUUCGCUGUUGCGGGAGCAGCUGACCAAAACGAAGCAGCAGUUGCAGGAAAUGACCGUCUGUAUGGAUACGCUGAAGAGCCAGUACGAUGAAAAGGUGGCGUCGAGCGAGGAGCAACUGAAGGCGAAAGAGUCCGAAAUAACCAGUCUCACGCACAAGCUCGACCACUUCGUUGACGUUUAUGCGAUCGGAUCAUCAGACGAUGAGCAGCAGCAGCAACAGCAACAGCAGAUACACAGUUCGGCCAUGUCGAACUGGUUGAAGAACUCAGAUAUUAAGAAACUGGAAGGAUCUGAAGACAUAAUUAAGGCCAUUUGUAAUGAUACUCAGGAAAGCGAGAUUACCGGUAGUGAUUACACGGAAGGACUGACGAAGCUGCAACGACGCAUUAAUACGCUUGAGAAAAAUUUCACCCUACUAUUCGGAGGAGAUCUAAAGUCGGAAAAUGAAUCAGGCGACUCAAACGAUCUAGAGAACGAUACAACGGACCCGAUCGAGCUGACGGGGACAACCAAUGCGACAACGAUCCCGGCGGGUGAUGCAAAACCAGAUGAUGACGCACCCGCCGGAGACGCAAGCACGCUAGUGCGUGGAGCAGAAAAUGGACCGGCGGCGACGCUGCUGCCGGUGGAAUGCGAUGGCAAUCAGAACGAUGUGAACAGUGCCAGUCCCACCAGCAAUCGCAACGGUGCUGGAGAUGGCGAGGAUGCCGGUGUUGGCGCUACGACGCAAAGCGAACAGGGUGGAGCUGUGCCGGAGGGACAGGAAACGGUUGUUGGAAGCGGCGCAACGACGGUACCCGUGACGGCCGCUGCUCCGCCGUACGGCGGCCAGGCAGCAGAUCAGAUCAAUCAGAACGUGCUGAAGCGGAACAUUCGGCUGAUCAAGAACGACUGCAUGACGCUGUUGCGGCAGGUCGAGCGAACGAUAGCGCAGAAACAAUCGGAACAGAUCAUCCAGAAGGCCAAGUACGACGAGCUGGAGACGGAGCUGUUGGCGUUCAAGGCGGAACUGGAAAGCCGACCGAAACAGGACGAGCUGGAUCAGAAGCAGCAGCUUUGUGAUAGCCUCGCCGAGAACCUUUCGACGCUAAGGAGCGAGGUAGAUGAGCUGCGCACGCUCAACGAUCGCUGUCAGCUAGAGAUGGAGCGCAUGGAGAUCGAGCUGCUGAAGCAGAAAAAUAUCGAAAACGAAAAGAUCAGUGCAAUGGCCGCAGCUGCGGCAGCAGCCGCGGCGGCGGCGGCGGCAGCAGCCUCAGCCACUCAGCCAUCCGCCGAGGAAACGGUUUCGGUUGUGGUUAAGGAAGAGCAGGAAUUGCUGCAAACCAGUGCCACCGAAAAGGAGGAACCGACGGAAAAGUCCUCCUCGACGCCGGAAUCGGAAUCAACGGCAAAGGACGCAGUGAAGGAGGAGCAUCCCCACCACCAGCAAACGCCGGAAACGCUGAUGAUGAUGCCGACGACGCUGCUGGUGGUGACGGACAAUGCACCGGUGGCGGAAAUGCCCUCGCCCGUCCUAAUACCCACGGUACCGAUGGUGGACGUGGAAACGCAAACCGACGCGCCUCCCGAGGUGCCUGUGGUGGUGGUGCCGAGUAUGCCCGUACCAGAUCUACCUCUAGCGGCCGCGGCCCCGUCCGAUGCGACCGAUACGAGUGGCGAUGGAGGCGACGCGUCGAUCUGCUCCAAUCUGGACGAUCUGGACGACGAUGACGAGGACGAUGACGAGAAGACGGAAACCAUCGAAGCGACCGCCCUGUACAAUGCGCCGGUGUUGGACAUGGUCAUUGAUCCCAUUGCCGCUGCACCCCGCGAUGUCAGUGUGACGGACAAACCGUGCGAAGGUAGCCGCAAUGGUGGCAGCGCUCUGCUGAUGGCUUACCCCGCGGACGAUGCCACCGGCGACGGUAAGGAGGAGCAGCUGGGGACGAGCGCGAUCGAUUACGAGCUGGCCAUGAUCAACCAUCCGGAUGUGCAGCGGGAGGAGGAACUGAUCGCGUUCAAGGAGAAGUACUCCCACCUGAGCGAGGAGCAUGUGCGGCUGAAGCAGCAGCUGCAGCAGCUGUCCCAGGACCUGAGCCAAUCCCGGCACUGGUUGACACUGCAGAUAGCGGCCUGCAUCGUGCCAGUCUUGGCCAUAGUUUGCUACUUUCUGAUCGGUCGUUCGUAAUGCUUGGUUUGAGCGUCGCAAUCUGUAGGUUAUAGAGAGAGAUAUGCCAGGCACACAAGGGGCAUUAGUUUAGCUCGAAAAGCACUCCCGACUCGGUAACAACACCUUUUGCCACGGAAGAGGGAGACGCGAAACAAGAGACAGGAAAAGGGAGUGCGCGUAGUAGUAGUGAAAUAUAAAUGAAUGUGGUGCUGCAGGAUUAAAUUGUUGUUCAGAAAUGGUUAGUUUUCCAGUUUCUUUUUUUUACUUUAUCUUUUACUAUUACCUUUUGUUUUUUUUGUGUUGAAGUGCAAAGCCCGUCUGAAAGGAAGCCAAGCGAAAAUGGGGCAAAAAAAUUAUCUCGUUAUAUCGUUAGUGUACUGUUAGUUAAAAAGAAAUGAAAGGAGACAACACCCACACACACA